UGCGCAUGCGCUCUGUGGAUAAUGACAGUUGGGAUGGUGCGAGAAGUUCAGUAGGACGCUGUGAGUGACACUGCCCACGGGACAGAGACACGGGUGGACAAACCGUGCGACAGAACCAGUCACUAAACCAGACUGACGACCCACAUCAAUAUAGCGUUGUUGUCUAUGCAUCCAAAUCAAUACCACUUUACUUCAAGAUACUGAUGGCGGAUGAAGAACUGGUGAAGAAGAUGCUACGGGCGGUGCUCAUGUCCAGUAAGAAUGGGGUGUCACUGUCCCGUCUGCAGGUAGAAUAUAAAGACAUGACAGGUGAGCUCAUACCCUAUAAACAGUUGGGUUAUGCCACAUUGGAUGCCUUUCUGCACAACAUGCCCUCAGUCAUGAGAUUAGACAAAGAGCAGUCUGGAGAGGUGGUGUGCCAUGCUAGUACAGGGAAUGAGAUGGCCCACAUUACGAAGCUUGCAGCCCGUCAGCGUUUAUCAAAGAAGACCGGUCGACCUCAGGUGGUGAACUGUCAAAUGAGAAUGAAACCUGCAGCUCCGCUGGUACUCAAUGCCAAGCCGAGGACAUCUUUGAGACAGCCUGAGCAUCGUGGACGUCUGGGGCGAGGUGGAGGUCGUGGAGGGGCUCAUGGAGACUAUCGCAUUGGAAAUAUGAGAGACUUCCAGCCUGAUGGGAGAGGUGGCAAACCCCACAGCACACCCCCAAAUACACCCCCAAGAAAAUCCUCUAUUCCCUCGGAAAGAUCAGACAAAAGGAUGACCCUUCCCUCCAGAUUCCAGAAAGAAGUUCUUACCCACCUCUCCCGAAAUCCGCAACAGAGCAAUGCCCCUUAUAACCUGACUGAAAGCACAACUCCAGCAAAACAAAGAGUGCCUCAUACUGCGCCUUACAGUCCCAAACUGGUGCAGUCUCAUCUUAAAGAGAUUCUUAACAAGCACUGCAAUGGCCUCUGGGUAUCCAAGCUGCCUCAGCUAUACCAAGAUCAUUAUAAACAAGAUCUACCCAUUGAAGCCCUGAAAGAUCUGGAACACUGGACUCACAUCUGUACUGUUGAGAAACCCUGCAUCAGCAAACCACAAGAGUUUCUACUGUACCCUGCUAAAGAAAUUAACCAGAUUAGCACCUCACCCAAUGCUGCUACACCCCCCAAACAUGACACAUCACCAUCCCAUCAGAAAACACCUCAUCAUACUCAAAAAUCAUCUCUCACCUCCAAACCAAGAUCUCCUGCAUCAUCCAGAGCUCUACCUCCAGAUCUCAGACAGAGACUUGGAGAGCUGCUCUUGAAAUACAGCAGUGGUCUGUGGGCCCACGCUCUGCCUAAACUCUACCAGGACACCUAUAAAUCCAAGCUGCCAGAGUUUGUGCUGGAUAACCUCACUCUGCUGUCAGAUAUAUGUACGAUUGACUACCCCGUACCAGACAACCCCAAAAGAGCGAUUCUGUAUGCCAAAGCGGUGGAGGAUGAGAACCGUAACCAGUCUGGAUUGGCUCAAUUACAGACAUCAGAGCGGCGUUUAAGCAGUCAGACGGUGCCUCAUCUCAUUAUCCCUACAGAGGAAUAUCCAUCUGUCCUGGUGAUGGAAGCAGCCGACACUAACAGUGUCAUUCUGAGAUAUAUUGGUGAAAGUUACUCCAAGGCCCAGGAGAAGAUGGAAGAUGAAAUGAGAGAGUUUUAUAGGAAGGACAACACCAAGAUGACUCUGAGUUCACCCUGUCCAGGUCAGCUGACUGCUGUACGUGCUGAGGAAGAGGAGGAGAUCCUACGAGCACAAGUGUGUGAGGUCAUGGCCGACAAAGUCAAGGUUCACUAUGUAGAUCAUGGCUUUUCUGAAGUCAUCAGCGGGAGCAAACUGCUCGAGUUACACGAAAAGUUUUUUAGAUUGCCUUUUCAAGCCACCAAAUGUAAACUGGCUGGCCUGGAGUCUUUUAGCCAUGAGCCGGCAGUGCUGAAGAGGUUCGAGUCUGUGGCCAGCGGUAAGAUUCUAUUGGCUGAGAUCGUAGAGCGGGAGGAAGUGCCUCUGGUGGUCCUGUAUGACACAUCACAGGAUGAUGAUAUCAACAUUAAUGCAGCUUGUUUGAAAGCUCUGCAAGACAAAUCAUUAGAGAGUCCCCUAAAGGUCAACAGUGCUUAUAUGAAUGUGACUGUGACUAGUGUUUGCUCAGAUGGGACGAUCUACUGCCAGGUGCCUUCAAGAGGUCUGGCUAAACUUCAUGAAAUUCUAGAGAAGAUCGAAAACUAUUUCCGUUCCCAGGUCACAUCAGAGUCACUGGUUUCCCAACCGUUUUGUGGCAAAAGCUGUUUGGCACGUUACAAAGGCAAAUGGUCUCGGGUGGAGAUAACAAACCUUCACGGGAGCCGGGUGUUGGAUAUCCUCUUUGUGGAUAUUGGUGUCCAGGCGUCCGUUGAGGUCACUGAGUUGAGAGAGAUCCCUCCUCCUCUGCUGCGUGACAUCAUCUCCAUCCCGCCUCAGGCUCUGAAGUGCUGUUUGGCAGAUCUGUCUGUGAGUGUGGGUUCAUGGACUCCUGAUGCUGUACAGUGGCUGAGAGAUACAGUACUCCACUGCAGUGACUGCAGCUUAAAGAUCUCUAAGGUGGACGAGUCCAAACACCUUGCUCAUGUUUAUCUCUUCUCCAGCAAGAACUUCCACGACACAAGCUGCAGUUUAAACCAACAGCUUGCUAACUCUGAUCUGUGGAACCACCAGAAGGAUGUUUUCUUAAGCAGCCACGGACCUUCAAAAUUCCCCCAGACAAUCCCGGUCACCAUCCAGACCUCCAGCUUAAGCCCCAGUGAAGGAGAUAAAACUCUACACACGCUCAAGAAGAGAUCAUCCCCACCUGGAGGCCAGAGCACACCUCCAGGCUCCCCAGCCAAACAUCUGUCUCUUCCUCCGGCGCUGGAGUUGCCCGUAGUUGGGCAGAACAUAGAUGUGUUUGUUUCGGUGGCCUGCCAUCCUGGACACUUUGUCCUACAGCCAUGGCAGGAUAUGUAUAAAUUAGUUGUUUUGAUGGGGGAGAUGAUUCUGUAUUAUAAUCAGACAGAGGAGAAGCCGCUUAAAGUGGAGAAGAGUCAAGUCUGCGCUGCCAAGAUAGAAAACAACUGGUAUCGCGUUCUGGUUAAAGGAGUUUUGAACAAUGGAUUGGUGUCAGUGUAUCAGUUGGACUACGGCAAACAUGAGCUAGUGAGAUGCACUCAGCUCAGACCGCUCAUCCAAGAGUUCUGCCAGCUUCCCUUCCAGGCCAUCACUGCUCAGCUGGCCGGUGUGAAGUCCAGGCAGUGGUCUGAAGAAGCCUCCAUUGUGUUUAGGAAUCAUGUUGAGAAGAAGCCUCUGGUGGCCCAACUAGAAUCAGUGCAGGAGGCAUCACAGCCGUGGGACCGUAAGGUUAUCAUCUACCUUGUGGACACUUCACAAGAGGAAAGAGACAUCUGGCUGCAUGACAUUAUGGCUGAAUUUACUGAUGAGCUGACCAAUGCAGCAUAAAAACCUUAAAGGAAAACACCACCAUUUUUCAAUAUUUUACUAUGUUCUUACCUCAACUUAGAUGAAUUAAUACAUACCUAUCUUUUUUCAACGCAUGCACUUUUAAUCUUUGUACAGUGCUUCUUGAAUUAAAUGUUAGCAUUUAGCCUAGCCCCAUUCAUUCCUAUGGCUCCAAACAAAAGUUUUAUUUCGUGCCACCAUACUUACUCGUGUAACUACUCAUGUAACAGUCUUUAAAUAGGGAAAACAUGGAAGUGUUUGGUGGCUUCUACAUUCAUCCCUGUUUGGAGCCAUAGGAAUGAAUGGGGCUAGGCUAAAUGCUAACACAUUCACGAGGCGCUGUACAAAGAUUAAAAGUGCACGCAUUGCAUAAAGAUAGGUAUGUAUUAAUUCGUCUAAGUUGAGGUAAGAACGUGUGUUCUCCUUUAAUAAUUACUAAGAGUGUUCUGAAGGAUUCAAAUACAUGUGGUUAUUAGUUGAGAUGGGGUGCAAUAGAUAUGAAGGUUUUUUAUAAAUAUGACUUGAACAGAGUUCUACAUAGAAUUGUUUAAAUGUGAUUGACACUUUAAGAGUAACUUAACACUAAGCACCUUUAAAAGCUCUCUAAACAGAAAAAGCUGUGAAGAUCAAUUGAUGGUGAAAACCAGAAUCCAUCUGUACGGGACCUCAAGAACAGUACAAUUGAUGCUAUAUUUAAGGAAACUUAAAAUACUGACCAGAUUACAUUUGUGUAAUGUGAUAUAUGGUAGCAUGUUUCAUGCUUAAUGUGUAGCAUGUUCCAAAAGUGCCAGUUUAUUAUUCUGUAGUGUUCAAAAGAGACUAAACAGUGCAUAAUGUGCUUUGACAUUUCAAAUAUUGUUUACAUUGGAGUUUUAGAGAGAAAUGCAUUUUUUUUAUUUCCUCUGUAGUUAUGGUAAAAGCUGUUUACGCUCAAUAUGGAUGUAUUUGUCCUCUGGUUUUAGCAUUAUUUAUUUAACUUUAGUUUUCUUUGAUUGAUACUAUAGUGAGAGCAUGUUUGGGAUUUGCAAUGUGUACAUCCAAUUUCCAUAUUAUAAGAAACAAUUGAGCUUUAUUAACUAAUUAUAACGAUACAUAUUUAAAGGGAUAGUUCACUUUAAAAUGAAAAUUCUGUCAUCAUUUACUCACCCUCAUGUUGUUCUAAACCUGUAUGAAUUUCUUUUUUCUGAUGAACACAAAAGAAGAUAUUUUGAGAAAUGAUGCAGUAAGUGACCAUAGACUUCCAUAGUAGGAAUAAAAAAAUAUGAUGGAAUUUUAUGGUUACCGUCAACUGUGUGAUUACCAUUAUUUAUCAAAAUAUUUUCUUAGUCAUUUAUCACAAUACUUCCAAAAUAUUUUUUCCUACUAUGGAAGUCUAUGUUCACUUACUGCUGUGUGUUUACCAUCAUUUCUCAAAAUAUCUUCUUUUAUGUUCAUCAGAAAAAAGAAAUUCAUACAGGUUUAGAACAACAUGAGGGUGAGUAAAUGAUGACAGAAUUUUCAUUUUAAAGUGAACUAUCCCUUUAAUUGAGACUUGAAAGAUAUACAUUGUGGGCACAGAGGAUUUCACUUGUGUUUUAAGUACAGAUGCUAAAUAUUUUAGAAAUAAAACGGGAAAAAUUA
Molecule: messenger RNA, 5108 nt
Organism: Misgurnus anguillicaudatus (oriental weatherfish)
Lineage: Eukaryota; Metazoa; Chordata; Actinopteri; Cypriniformes; Cobitidae
Source: RefSeq, a predicted model, not a curated record